Hypanus sabinus (Atlantic stingray) is the source of this 4773-nucleotide messenger RNA. Its product is annotated as NACHT, LRR and PYD domains-containing protein 3-like. Gene Ontology annotation, cellular component: cytoplasm. Gene Ontology annotation, molecular function: protein binding. Bases 1122 to 4139 code for a protein of 1005 amino acids. The transcript is spliced from 11 exons. The record is from RefSeq and is a predicted model, not a curated record. Lineage: Eukaryota; Metazoa; Chordata; Chondrichthyes; Myliobatiformes; Dasyatidae.
UGUAUUCCAUCCUUUAUUAGCAAUCAGUAAACAUACAAUCUUGAAGUGAUGAAACUGAUCUGUACCCAAACAUAAAUUCAUCGUAUUUGAGUUAAUAGUAACAAAAUACAUGACAUCGGUCAGUCCCCACCUGUGUACUGCAUGGAAAAAGCAAACUAUGUAACUGAUUCCCUUUGCAUUUAUCACACCCCCACUGAUGCGACUUGUUACCAUAAAAAAAGCAUCAUAAAUACACAACGCAGAAUACAAUGCAGAUAGAGAACAGAUACAUGGCUCCUGCACACAGGCUCAGCUCUGAUACAGGGUCCUCCACUUGAAAUAUUAACAUACUCUCGUCUUGUUGAACAAUUCCAUCAUUCUGUUUUAAUUAUAUUGACAAUUUUUUUCCGAACUGACUGUUUUGGAUGUAUGGUGUGUCAACAUUGUGUUUAACAAGGUGUCAUAUAACUAACUAUCUGAUAAUAGCCAGGUGAUAUGCUCAAAGAAAUCUUAACCAAGUUUUGGUGCUAAUAAUAGUUUUAAAGUCCUGCCGGAAAAACUAUAGAGGUUCAGGACAGGAUGUCAUGGUGCUAUGUGUGAGAUUGCAUUGUUCAGGUUGUCAGAGUGUUUCUGUAUAGACACAAAUCAUAUAUUGCCAUUGGUGUCAAUGCCAGACGAUAUUAACCUGAAAGGAGACGGUGGGAAUCAGUUGUGACUGAGAAAUCUGUAUAAUCCAGUGACGAGAGGAAUAGACGUUUCAUCGUCAGCAGAAAUGUUUCAGCCCACACUGCGGUAACACUUGUCCAUUACUCAUCACAGCGCCACCAGUGGCAGGAGGACCAAAGCAGUGGGCGCUGUCUGCUCAGCCUGGCUUGCCAUUCCGGAAACUCAUCACUCCCGGUCCAGGACACAAGAUUGGUUCCUAAAAGGGAAUUGCCUGCAAUACAGCGAGUAGAUACCCUGGAGAAUCCUGGUCCAGUGUACAAUGCAUGGAGAGAUCGGAAAUGGACAUUGUGUGACUGUGGGUGGACAGGUGCAGGUGGAUCCGGCCAUGGCGCGUGUUCAGUGGAUCGACCCAAGAUGUUUGGAAGUGUUCACCUCAGUUUAAAAACAAAACACUGUUCUGCUUUAAACCCCAAUUAAUGUUUGACCCUCCUGUUAUUUUUUUUUUUGUUACAGAGCAGCAAAAACUGAAAACUCCUGUCCACAGAAUGGAUCAAGGUUCGAGCAGUGGAGGAGUUCCAGUGGCGUCAACAUCAGGAAAGGACACGGGUCCGGGCUCAGUGAUCACCGAGCUCCUGGCAAGUUGUAACGAUUCCCAGCUGCUGCAGUUGACGGAUAUCUACCGGGUCAGGCUGGAGCAGGCGAUGGAAGGAGGGGUGUCCGGAGUGAGCCUGGCGUUAAUGGCCAAGAAUCAGUUCAGUGUACAGGAACAUCGGAAAAUCACUGAUCUCGCUGAUAAGGGAGAGCGGGCGGACAGUUCUAAACUCCUCCUGAGCCUGGUGAUGGAGAAAGGCUCCAGCGCCCAGAGGGUGAUGUGGGAAACCUUUGUGAAAAUGCGGAUUGGUGUCCCAGAGUUGGACAAAAUACUGAAGGAAAUACAGGAAUAUGGUUGUGAUCCUUCCCAUCGACCAAUUCCCGCUCAACUUUUACUAAAGGUUCUCAGUGAGCUGAAAGAUCUGAGAGUGAUCACCGAGCUCCUGGCAAGCUGGGACGAUUCCCAGCUGCUGCAGCUGACGGACUUCUACCGGGACAGGCUGGAGCAGGCGAUGGAAGGUGGGGUGCACGGAGUGAGCCUGGCGUUAACGGCCGAGAAUCAGUUCAGCAGAGAGGAACAUCGGAAAAUCUCUGAUCUCGCUGAUAAGGGAGAGCAGGCGGACAGUUCUAAACUCUUCCUGAGCCUGGUGAUGGAGAAAGGCUCCCGCGCCCCGAGGGUGAUGUGGGAAACCUUUGUGAAAAUGCGGAUUGGUGUCCCAAAGCUGGACAGAAUACUGAAGGAAAUACAGAUAUAUGGUUGUGAUCCUUCCCAUCGACCAAUUCCCGCUCAACUUUUACUAAAGGUUCUCAGUGAGCUGAAAGGUGUUCAACAGAAACACAAGGAGACUCUGUGGGAACAAACUGAAACACUGAGAGUGAACACGAUCCUGAUGAGGGAGAAGGUGAAGGUUUUCCAGCUGGUUGAUCGAUACGCUGAGCUCACGGUCAUUUCCACUGUUCGAGAUCGGACACUGGUGGAACAUGAGCUGCUGGCAAGAGGCAGAGACCACGAGGAGUGGAGAGAAAAACAUCUCUGCGGAGAGCUGGAGAAACUCCAGAUGGAUCAGUUGUUCCAGAGCAGCUUUUCCCAAACUAACUCCAAAUCUGGGAGUUCGGCAGCAGUGGCUGGAGUCCCAGGGAUCGGGAAAACAACAAUGGUACAAAAGAUUGUUUACGACUGGGCCACGGGGAAAAUAUACCAACAGUUCCAGUUUGUCUUCAGUUUCAAAUUCCGCGAUUUAAACACCAUUAACUGUAGAAUAAACCUGAAGGAACUGAUUCUGGAUCAGUAUCCUUACUUUGGGAAUAUCCUGAGAGAGGUCUGGAAGAACCCGGAGGGAUUGCUGUUUAUAUUUGAUGGUUUGGAUGAAUUCAAUGACCAAAUUAAUUUUUCUGACAGUCGGAGAGACACGGAAACUCGGUACACAUGCACAGAUCCUGAAUACAAGUGCAAGGUGUCUGACAUUGUGUACAGUUUAAUCCAGCACAAGCUGCUCCCAGGGUGUUCAGUGCUGGUGACCACCCGCCCCACUGCGUUACAUUUAUUGGAAAAGGCGGAUAUCAGUGUCUGGGCUGAAAUCCUGGGAUUUGUUGGUGAGGAACAGAAGGAAUAUUUCAUCAGACAUUUUGAAGAUCAGACGGUGGCGGCAGCUGUUUUCAAACACGUGGAAGAGAACGAGAUCCUGUACACCAUGAGCUACAACCCCUCCUACUGCUGGAUCCUCGCUCUGGCACUGGGCCCCUUCUUCACACAAAGCGUCAGGGACCCACAGCGAGUUCCCAAGACCAUCACCCAACUGUACUCCUACUAUAUUUACAACAUCCUGAAAAACCACGGCCGUGAAAUUGAGAACCCACGUGAUGUGUUACUCAGGGUUGGUCGGAUGGCCUUCAAAGGAGUGUCCGAGAGGAAGAUUGUGUUUACAGAUGGAGAUUUGAUCAACUACAAUCUGCAGCCUUCCCAGUUCCUGUCCGGGUUCCUGAUGGAGCUUUUGGAGAGAGAGGAUUCUGCCCGAAGCGUGGUGUACACAUUCCCACACCUCACCAUCCAAGAGUUUGUAGCUGCACUCGCACAAUUCCUGAAUCCACAUCCCGGAGAUAUCCUGAAAUUCCUCACUGAAGUCCACAGCACGACAGAUGGGCGAUUUGAGGUAUUUCUCCGUUUUGUUGCUGGUCUCUCCUCCCCAAUGACAGCUCGGGGCCUGGAGGAGUUUCUGGGUCCAUUUUCUCAUCAAACAACCUGCCGGGUGAUUGACUGGAUGAUGGAGGAGGUUAAACGCCAGAGUGGAAACACAUGGAGUGAAGCUGGUAAAAGGAGCCUCCUGAACACAUUGCACUACCUGUUUGAGUCUCAGAAUCGUGGACUGGCUCAGGCCGCACUGGGAUCUGUGGAAAGGUUUUCACUCAGUGGAAUGACACUGACCCCGAUUGACUGCGCGGUCCUGUCUCAUGUCAUCGGACUCUGUGAUACAAUAAAACAGCUCGACCUGGAGAACUGCCACAUUCAGUAUGAGGGAAUACAGCGGCUGGGACCCGGGCUGCACAAGUGCCAGGAGUUGAGACUUGGGGAGAAUAAGCUGGGAGAUUCGGGAGUGAAACUGGUGUCUGAGUCUCUGAGGAACCCGGAGUGUAAAAUACAGAAACUGAGGCUGAGGAGUGUCGGUCUCACAGAUUCUGGUGCCGAGGAUCUCGUCUCCGCUCUUAGUACAAAACCAUCACUGAAGGAGCUGAACCUCGUAUCAAACUCACUCACAGACCAAUCUAUCCCUGCUCUCCGCCGCCUCGUUCUGACACUUCCAAAUCUGACGGGCAUCUGGCUGGGGCGGAAUCGAUUCAGCGAGACCGGGGAGAAAGAACUGAGAUCACUGCAGGAACCCAGACCCCGACUGGGAGUGAUGCUGUGAACAACCCAGCUCGAAGGAUGUGGACAUUCCACGGCCUCACCUUUAACGGCUGUCCUCCCCUUUAAUGACCGCGCUUUAGGUUUAACUCCCAACGGUGCUAAGAGAUCCCGGCCCAGCCGAGCGCUCUCUGACGUCAGAGGUGAUCCCUUAGCCACGUGUCUACGUCUCCUGUCCAGAACUUCUGGCCGCCGAAUGUCCGUGUGCAGGUUAUCCUGGGGGAUUCUAAGGAAUUACACAGACAGGAAGAACCCAGGGCGGGGCUCAGUCUGUGACACCAGUGUCCCGGGGUGAGAUUAUCCGGCCGAGAGAAUCCCUUUGCUCACUGCGCUGAGCCCCGUGGCGGCGUGGUCGAUGAAAUGAUGUUAAAUUGGCAAAGACCUCGUUUGCGACGCUGAGUCGGCAGCGAUUUCGGACACUGCCCCAAUGUGAGAUUUUAUAAUCAUCGGUUCUCAGGGGCAGGGUGACGGUGAGAAAUGGGACUAAUUAUUCAACCUGUCACUGGUUGUCGACAAUCUGUGAAUUUUGUGUGACUGUGAGUGAGUCGUGAGCAGCUUAUAUAUUUCCGCAUUUUUUCAGGUCACAGAAUGUUUAGUUUGUAUUUGUGGUGAUGAAUCAAUAAACUGCUGUAACAUUC